AUGGCAGUAGGAAAAAAUAAAAGAACAUCAAAGGGAAAAAAAGGAGGAAAAAAAAAAGUUACUGAUGUUUUUACAAAAAAGGAAUGGUAUGAUCUUAAAGCUCCCAAAAUGUUUUUAGUAAGAAAUUUUGGAAAAACAUUAGUAACAAAAACUAUUGGAAAAAAAUUAGCAACGGAUAGCUUAAGAGGAAGAAUAUAUGAAGUCAAUUUAGCUGAUUUAAAUAAUGAUGAAGAUCAAGCACAUAAAAAAAUAAAAUUGAGUUGUGAACAUAUUAUUAAUAGAGAUUGUUAUACUGAUUUCUGUGGUUUAAGUAUAACAAGAGAUAAGUUAUGCUCGUUAAUUAGAAAAGGAUAUACAUUAAUAGAGGGAUUUACUGAUGUAAAAACUAUUGAUAAUUAUCAUUUAAGAAUGUUUUGUAUUGCCUUUACAAAGAAAAGACAAAAUCAGACAAAAACAACUUGCUACGCUCAAACUAGCCAAAUAAAAAAAAUUAGAAAAAAGAUGGUAGAUAUUAUGAAUGCAGAAGCUAGCAAAGUUUUAUUAAAAGAUUUAGUAAAAAAAUUCAUACCAGAAUCUAUAGGAAAAGAAAUUGAAAAACAAUGUAAGAAAAUAUUUCCAUUACAAAAUGUUUUAAUUAGAAAAGUUAAAAUUUUAAAAAAACCUAAAUUAGAUAUUUCUAAACUGAUGGAAUUGCACACGGAACCAAAAGAAGAUUCAGGAAAAAAUGUUAAAGCUUUACCAGAAUCAAAAGAAGCAACCAACAUUUUGACGGCUGAACUUAAACAUUAA
Plasmodium gallinaceum is the source of this 789-nucleotide messenger RNA. Its product is annotated as 40S ribosomal protein S3A, putative. Gene Ontology annotation, biological process: translation. The coding region runs from base 1 to 789 and encodes 262 amino acids. The transcript is spliced from 2 exons. NCBI's taxonomy places the organism in Eukaryota, Apicomplexa, Aconoidasida, Haemosporida, Plasmodiidae. Gene Ontology annotation, cellular component: ribosome; cytosol. The record is from RefSeq and is a predicted model, not a curated record. Gene Ontology annotation, molecular function: structural constituent of ribosome.